Messenger RNA from Vicia faba (fava bean), 2115 nucleotides. The record is from the annotation of a GenBank genome assembly. NCBI's taxonomy places the organism in Eukaryota, Viridiplantae, Streptophyta, Magnoliopsida, Fabales, Fabaceae.
AUGGAGUCUACACCGGUGAAUUGGGAAGCUCUUGAUACUGUGGUAAUCGAAUUCGCCAAAUUGGAAAACCUGAUCGAAGAUUCUUCUUCUCCCUCCCCUUCCCCUUCUUCUUCCUCUUACCACUCCAGACUCAUCAUCCGCCAGAUCAGACGGUUCUUGGAAACCGGCGCAAUCGACGCCGCUGUCGAUCUCCUCCGUCUCCACGCUCCCUCCAUCCUUAACGAUCACAGGAUUCUCUUCCGUUUGCACAAACAGAAAUUUGUUGAGCUUCUUCGGAAAGGGACGAGUGAGGAUCGAGACUCUGCUAUUGAUUGUUUGAGGACAGCUCUUGCUCCUUGUGCACUCGAUGCUUAUCCGGAAGCAUAUGAGGAGUUCAAGCAUGUUUUGCUCGCAUUUAUAUAUGAUAAAGAGGAUAAGACUUCUCCUGUGGCAAAUGAGUGGUCUGAAAGAAGGAGGCUUGACUUAGCUGGAUUUCUGUCUUCUGUGUUAAGAGCUCAUUUAAAUGCUUAUGAUCCAAUUUUUUCAAUGGCUCUGAGAUAUUUGAUAAGCAUACACAGGAUAUAUUGUUUACGUCAAGGUAUUACAUCACCCAUCUCUGAUCUGACUGAAAGAUUGCUCCUGGAGGAACGUGACCCACCUGCAACGCCACAGGACAUAUUAUAUGAAGUGCCACCAUUUGAUGAGGUGGACAUACAGGCUCUUGCACAUGCUGUAGAGCUUACCAGACAAGGGGCAAUAGAUAGCUUGAGAUUUGCGAAGGGUGAUUUAUUCCUGGCAUUUCAGAAUGAGUUGUGUCGGAUGAGAUUGGAUGUACCAUUCCUUGAUCAACUUGUACGUGAGUAUUGUGUGUACAGAGGAAUUGUCAACUCCGCAUUUGGGAAGCAACAUAUGCCAGAACCUGUAAAAUCCAACCAACAAGACCCUGGCUUUUGCUCAUCAAGGGAUUGUUCUCUUGAGCUAGAUUAUAAUGCCAGUAAACAUUCUGAUGGUGAAACUUCAGUUACCAAUGCUCAAAUGGACGACUCUCCUGAAAAUAAUGCUGAUGUGACAAGCAUGCAAGGAAUAGAUUUUGAAGUACGAUGUACUUCUGAGCUUGCAAGUAUUCAUGAAGACUGUAGCACCAGUGGGUCGCAGCACCUUGAAGAUCCAAAUGUUUUGUACCGAAGCAGAUUGUCUGGAAAUGGAGAACGGGCAAAGCGCAAGCGAUGGAGAGGACGAUAUGAUGACAAUAGUUACUUGGCCAAUGCUUCUUUGGAAGAGCACAACAAGCAAGAACGUAGCAUAAGCACCACUGUUUCAACUUUAUCCAAGGAAAAACAGGGCUCUGAAAAGGUUUCUGUACAAGAUGGUAGUAAUGUGGAAAAUAAAUAUGAGAUUCUGUUGGGUAUGAAGGAAUUAGCUAGCAAAGGAAUGGCUGCUGAAGCGGUUCAAGAAAUCAGUACUAUUGAUCCAAAUUUCUUUGGUCAGAAUUCUGUUUUGCUCUUCCAACUCAAGCAGGUUGAAUUCCUCAAGCUGGUCGGUUCUGGUGAUUAUAAUGCUGCUUUGAAGGUUGCUUGCUCUCAUCUGGGUCCUUUAGCUGCUAGUGAUCCCACUUUAUUAAAGCCGUUGAAGGAAACUCUCUUGGCUUUACUACGACCUAAUGAAGAUGCUCUUGGAAAUGCAUUACCUCUACACGCUCUAGCUGCUUCUCUCCAGGUUGCAGUUGGACGGAGGCUUGGUAUUGAAGAACCUCAACUAAUGAAAAUAAUGCGAGCCACACUUUAUAGUCAUAAUGAAUGGUUUAAACUUCAAAUGUGCAAAGAUCGUUUUGAAGGUCUUUUGAAGAUCGAUUCCUUGAAGGAAGCUAAUACUACCUUCCUGGCUCCAGUAUAUACGUCCAAGUCAUAUGCUGAUAGCUGCACAAAUGGAUCUUCUCAGGUCACAGUGUCUUCAGGCACUAAAAUGUCAGAGGAUGGUAGCAGUCCAACCCAAGAGUCUUCCAGGGAUGUCAUCUGUGAUGAAAAUGCAAUACUCAAAGUAAUGGAGUUUUUGGCUUUGCCUAGGGCUGAUGCUAUCCAUCUGCUUGCCCAAUACAACGGAAAUGCCGAGACAGUAAUUCAGCAGAUAUUUACGUAG